CUGCUGUGCUUUGUUAGAGCUCAAAUUGAUUGAAAGGAGUGUACCAAUUAAUCACCGGGCAUCCUCUGUUGCUUCUGCUUAAGCAUUUCAUCAAACACUUGACAGACGCGACAAUUGACAAGGUUGGCGGCUCCAUCCAUGGAGCAGCGGGGUGCAGCGGCCAUCAGCGCAGGAGGAAAGCAAGAAUCCCGGCCAGCAUCUCGUCGCUGCCGCGACUCCUCACCGUGGUUCUUACAGCUGCGUCUCAUGCGGCCACAUCGGUCGCGAUGCCGAGGUAAGAAUGGCACGCGGCGGCGGGAUGCAGGCACAGGCGCGCCACCGCGGGAGACGCCCUGGAGAUGUUCGAGGUGCGGGGCCCCUGGCCACCGACGAAGAGGAGGAGAGAUCGGAUACGGUGCGUCGCUGGUGGCUCCGGCGGUUGGACCACGGGCGGCGGCGGCGGCGGCAGUCACGAGUCGAACUCGGAUUGCGUGGUUUCUACGCGGCGGGGCAUCAGGGGUCGAUCUAUAUCUGGCGGGCUGCGGGGAUAGAUCGCACUUUUCCUUCGAUCCUGCGAGCAAGCCGUCCCCUCGAUAGAUCACGCGCGACGUUCCCCUGACGACCUAACAACCCGGCGAGCUUCUCUCGCCGACGGCGAGCAAAGAAUCCGGCGAGUUUCCUCUUUCUUAUCCGAUCAUCAUUUGAAUUUCAGCAUCGCAAUUGUUCUAUUACUACUUGUUUCGCUUGUGCAAUCACUUGGUCUCUCUGUUCUUUGCUGUGUCCUGUGUUUCGCAGAGAUGGCUAGUCAUGUCGCUGCGACCCUGCCGCCGCUGCUUCCUACCCCGGCGCGCUGCCACCUCCUGACGCCUCCUCCGGCAGUGUACACGGCUCGUGUGGAGCUGGACACCAAGAAGCAGCAGCCUGGACGUGCCUCGAUGAGCCGAAGCUGGAUCAGAGACAAGAUCGACCUUCCCGGACGUGCUUCCCGGAGCUCCAGCUGGGCCACUGACAAGACGCUCCGCCGUGCCAAGAGUUUGAACGGCGGCGUCGAGCGCCUCGGCCGCGUGGAGACGCCGAGAGAAAACUGGAAGAGGCCGGCGAGCCGCGCGCCAUCCGUCGACCGGUGCGACAAGAAGCCGAGGCCUCCGACUGAGAUGGUGGCAGCCUCGGAGGAAUCAAUCUCCGCCGGCCCCGCCCCGCCGGCCGGCCGGUUCGAGAAGAAGGCGACGCCUAUGACUGAGAUGGUCGCAGACUCGGUGGUGACGUCCUUCCCUGGCCCUGCUCCGUCGAUCGACCUCUCGGAGAAGAAGGCAGAGCCUACGACUGAGAUGGUGGCAGACUCGGAGGCGGCGACACUCUUCGCUGGUCCUGCGGCGUCGGUUGACCGGUCGGAGAAGAAGCCAAUGCCGCUGGCCGUGGUGGAGGCAUCACCCUUCGCUGGCCUCGCUCCGUUGAUGUACCGGCCCGACAAGAAGCCGAAGGCUCUGGCUAAGAUGGAGGUGGACUCGGAGGCAUCCUUGUUCGCUGGCCCGACAUUCAUGGUGUCGCCGGACCCGAGCGAGCUGCCCAUGCCGACCUUCAUCAUGUCGCCGGAUCCGAGCGAGCUGCCCAUGCCAACCUUCCUCCAUAAGCACAAGGUCGCUAAAGUGUUAGCUAGACUAGUCGCUCCGAUGCUCAUUGAUCAGCAAGAUUGAAGCUGCUUUCAGUGUGUAGCUAGGUGGAGUAUGCUGAUCAGCAAGAUUGAAGCUGUUUUCCGUCUGUAGGCUGUAGCUAAGUGGAGUAUGCUGAUCAGCAAGAUUGAGGCUGUUUUCAGUAUGUAGCUAGGUGGACAUGAUUAAUACAAUCACCAUUUAGUAUUAUGGAGCUUGGCACUGAUCUUAUCUGCGAUGGCAUGAAAUGAUGGUGUUGUGCAUUCUGCAAAUAAGUGUCUGCAAAGUGCAAACAGAGACAUUUUCGCAAACACCUUCAGGGCGUGAGCUGACCAGCCUCCUUGGGCCGCGUGGUGACUAGCUUUGACAUGCUGCCAUCCUUUGGACGAGCUCCGUCAACUGCUUGACCGCCGUGACCCGUGAGGCCGUGCGCGUCAGCGGUUGCCGCGUUGGAGGGGUUGCGGCUUGCAGGAGUAGCAGGUGUCUUUGCCCAGUAAGUGUUCGACGAAACGCGCCGGCGCCCUAGCAUCAGUUGCCGCAGGGCGGGCAGCCGCCGGAGCCGCGUUCCCCGACCCCGCUGACGUCCCCGCCGCGUCGGCGUACAACCGGUGGCUCUCCCCGUCGCUGCGGCCCCCGGCUCACCCGCAGGUGCGUCUCACGUCGCCCAGCGGCCAGAUCCCACCCCCCAACGCGCCCGCCCUCCUCGCCAUCU
Molecule: messenger RNA, 2340 nt
Organism: Triticum urartu
Lineage: Eukaryota; Viridiplantae; Streptophyta; Magnoliopsida; Poales; Poaceae
Source: RefSeq, a predicted model, not a curated record